Molecule: messenger RNA, 8046 nt
Organism: Closterium sp. Naga37s-1
Lineage: Eukaryota; Viridiplantae; Streptophyta; Zygnematophyceae; Desmidiales; Closteriaceae
Source: the annotation of a GenBank genome assembly
AUGGCUCCCAUGCUCGCAGCGCACUCCCGUGGUCCCCUGCAACACACCGUGUCGCAUGUCGCGAGCCCCACCCACCUCCGCGCAAGCCCCGCGCACACCACUGCAGAACUCCAUUUAAACCCAAACGCCCAUUUCCAAAGCCCCGCCUGCGCGUACGACCGGAGCGCUUUUAUACUCCCGACCCUUAGGCUGUCUCAUCUCGCGCCUUUUCCUCCAACGUCUCUGCUCUCGUCUUCCGCGUACUUGGUCUCGUCGCCGCUCCGCGCAUCUCGCCGCGUUUCCCGAUCGGGGUCGCGCAGUCUCCGAGCCCCCGUGGCGCGGAGAGACGACGCGUCGGCAGCGGAGUCGGCGACGGCGCAGCGGAGCACUGCAUCCAGCAGCGCGCGCGCACAAGGGGCGCGGGUUGGCGGAGGGGGUGACAUUUCAAGCGGAGGAAGUAGUACUGGAAGCGGAGGCAGUGUUCCGCGCGCGGGCGGCGCAAGCGGCGCGGGAAGAGCGGGGGAAGCUCAACGAGGAAACUCGGGGUCCAGAGGGAACGCGGGAGGAUCUAGGGGCUCCGGUGAAGCCGCGAGGGGCGGAGGAGAGGUUCAGAGGCGCGCGGGAAGCGGAGGGGAGAGCGGCGGAGGGCUUGAGGGGCGGGGGCGGGGGCGGGCGGUGCGGCUGCUGUCGGAUCUGUGUCUGCUGCAUGACUUGAGCCUGGGCGACAGCGGCCCUGAAGUUGCUGACGUGCAGAGCGCUCUGCUCCACUUUGGCUUCUUCCCGGAUGCUUCCUUGGUGACCGGGUUCUUCGGGCCGAUAACACGGGCGAGCAUAGAGGAGUUUCAGGAGCAGCACGGGCUGCAACGAUUGGGUUUAGGCGCCUCACAUUGCCCCCCCUCCCCCCCCUCGCCCCUUUUCCUCUCCCUCCCCCUACUUCCUCCCCCCACUCCUCCCCCCAACCCCCAGGUUCUUCGGGCCGAUAACGCGGGCGAGCAUAGAGCAGUUUCAGGAGCAGCACGGGCUGCCUUGCUUGAGUACCUUGCAGUGCUUGAGUACCUUGCUGUGCUUGAGUACCUUGCUGUGCUUGAGUACCUUGCUGUGCUUGAGUACCUUGCUGUGCCUGAGUACCUUGCUGUGCUUGAGUACCUUGCUGUGCUUGAGUACCUUGCUGUGCUUGAGUACCUUGCUGUGCUUGAGUACCUUGCUGUGCUUGAGUACCUUGCAGUGCUUGAGUACCUUGCUGUGCUUGAGUACCUUGCUGUGCUUGAGUACCUUGCUGUGCUUGAGUACCUUGCUGUGCUUGAGUACCUUGCUGUGCUUGAGUACCUUGCUGUGCUUGAGUACCUUGCUGUGCUUGAGUACCUUGCUGUGCUUGAGUACCUUGCUGUGCUUGAGUACCUUGCUGUGCUUGAGUACCUUGCUGUGCUUGAGUACCUUGCUGUGCUUGAGUACCUUGCUGUGCUUGAGUACCUUGCUGUGCUUGAGUACCUUGCAGUGCUUGAGUACCUUGCUGUGCUUGAGUACCUUGCUGUGCUUGAGUACCUUGCAGUGCUUGAGUACCUUGCUGUGCUUGAGUACCUUGCUGUGCUUGAGUACCUUGCUGUGCUUGAGUACCUUGCUGUGCUUGAGUACCUUGCUGUGCUUGAGUACCUUGCUGUGCUUGAGUACCUUGCUGUGCUUGAGUACCUUGCUGUGCUUGAGUACCUUGCUGUGCUUGAGUACCUUGCUGUGCUUGAGUACCUUGCUGUGCUUGAGUACCUUGCUGUGCUUGAGUACCUUGCUGUGCUUGAGUACCUUGCUGUGCUUGAGUACCUUGCUGUGCUUGAGUACCUUGCUGUGCUUGAGUACCUUGCUGUGCUUGAGUACCUUGCUGUGCUUGAGUACCUUGCUGUGCUUGAGUACCUUGCUGUGCUUGAGUACCUUGCUGUGCUUGAGUACCUUGCUGUGCUUGAGUACCUUGCUGUGCUUGAGUACCUUGCUGUGCUUGAGUACCUUGCUGUGCUUGAGUACCUUGCUGUGCUUGAGUACCUUGCUGUGCUUGAGUACCUUGCUGUGCUUGAGUACCUUGCUGUGCUUGAGUACCUUGCAGUGCUUGAGUACCUUGCUGUGCUUGAGUACCUUGCUGUGCUUGAGUACCUUGCAGUGCUUGAGUACCUUGCUGUGCUUGAGUACCUUGCUGUGCUUGAGUACCUUGCUGUGCUUGAGUACCUUGCUGUGCUUGAGUACCUUGCUGUGCUUGAGUACCUUGCUGUGCUUGAGUACCUUGCUGUGCUUGAGUACCUUGCUGUGCUUGAGUACCUUGCUGUGCUUGAGUACCUUGCUGUGCUUGAGUACCUUGCUGUGCUUGAGUACCUUGCUGUGCUUGAGUACCUUGCUGUGCUUGAGUACCUUGCUGUGCUUGAGUACCUUGCUGUGCUUGAGUACCUUGCUGUGCUUGAGUACCUUGCUGUGCUUGAGUACCUUGCUGUGCUUGAGUACCUUGCUGUGCUUGAGUACCUUGCUGUGCUUGAGUACCUUGCAGUGCUUGAGUACCUUGCUGUGCUUGAGUACCUUGCUGUGCCUGAGUACCUUGCUGUGCCUGAGUACCUUGCUGUGCUUGAGUACCUUGCUGUGCUUGAGUACCUUGCAGUGCUUGAGUACCUUGCUGUGCUUGAGUACCUUGCUGUGCUUGAGUACCUUGCUGUGCUUGAGUACCUUGCUGUGCUUGAGUACCUUGCUGUGCUUGAGUACCUUGCUGUGCUUGAGUACCUUGCUGUGCUUGAGUACCUUGCUGUGCUUGAGUACCUUGCUGUGCUUGAGUACCUUGCUGUGCUUGAGUACCUUGCUGUGCUUGAGUACCUUGCUGUGCUUGAGUACCUUGCUGUGCUUGAGUACCUUGCUGUGCUUGAGUACCUUGCUGUGCUUGAGUACCUUGCUGUGCUUGAGUACCUUGCUGUGCUUGAGUACCUUGCUGUGCUUGAGUACCUUGCUGUGCUUGAGUACCUUGCAGUGCUUGAGUACCUUGCUGUGCUUGAGUACCUUGCAGUGCUUGAGUACCUUGCUGUGCUUGAGUACCUUGCUGUGCUUGAGUACCUUGCAGUGCUUGAGUACCUUGCUGUGCUUGAGUACCUUGCUGUGCUUGAGUACCUUGCUGUGCUUGAGUACCUUGCUGUGCUUGAGUACCUUGCUGUGCUUGAGUACCUUGCGGUCUCCAUGUCCGUUUCUGCCAUGGGCAGCAGAGGCAUGGUGAUGCUCUCUGCUCCCUUCCUGCUCGCCGCUGCUGUCGCUGCUGCUGUCACCGUCCGCCGAUUCAUCAUGCCCCUCGCCUCCUCCUCCUCCCCUUCUUCCACCACACACAAGACGCAGCAGCAACAUCAGCAGCAACAGCAGCAGCAGCAGCAGCAGCAGCAGCAGCAGCAGCAGCAGCAGCAGCAGCAGCAGCAGCAAGAAUCAUAUCCGCCUUUUCCCCUUGCAACAGCCGUCACUGCGAGACCUCCCACCCCUGCGCCGUCCCUCUAUCCAGGCGCACCCACACCCUCACCACCAGUGAUUCGUGCAUCUUACACACCUGCAGCUACUGCUUCCUCUCAGUCAUCCUUAUAUGAGGAUCCUCUGGAUGCAUCCCCACAUGAGCAUUUCUCGCUCAAUACACUGUCGCCCCAAGCACAGCAAGCAGAGCUGCUGUCGCUCCAGCUCACCUCCUCGGAACCACUGCCAGCUUCCCUGCCUGCAUGGCAAUCCACGUCAGCAUCAUCUUCCACGUCAGCGCCAUCGUCCUCGUCCUCCUCAUCCUCCUCUACCUCUUCCUCCGCCUCAUUAUCAUCAUCAGCAGCAGCCUAUGGUCGGCGCAUAACAGUGAACGAUACAGUCGUGCUGCCACCACUGCCACCAGAAGGAGAAGGAGAAGGAGAAGAAGCAGGAGCAACAGCAGCGCCAGCGGCUGCGAUAGGUGAAGCAGGUACUCAAGACGCCUAUUACUAUGGCACACACCAAGGUGCAUGGCAACGUGAGCAGCAGCGGCAGCAAUUAGAGGAACAGGAAGCAUGGGAGGAGUAUCCUCGUUAUAGUGAAGCUCCGGAUCAUGCUUCUAAGUCUGGUCCUGUGGGUGUAACGGAUCCUGUGCUGAUUCCCGUGUGGGAUGGUGGUGAGGGGGGCCGUAGUGGGGAGAUAUUUGUGGGCGCAGCAGGAAUGGCAAGAGGCAGUCCAGGAGGAAGCGGAGGAAGCGGAGGAAGCGGAGGAAGCGGAGGAAGCAGAGGACGACAGGAAAAAGGUACAAUGGGAGUGGCAGGAGCGGCAGCAGCAAGUGGAGCAACAGGGGUGGUGGGACGAAGAGAAGGGAGGGGGGAAGACGCAUGUAUAGAAGAAAACGAAGGGUUUGCAUUAACGGCAGCAGUGGCAGGAGUGACAGAGACGGGAGGUGCUGGUAGUGGUGAGCCGAAUAGGGCGAGUGAUAUGCUAGGCUCUGUUGGUGCGAGUGCAGGGGUAGCAGGUGUGGUGGCUGGGGUGGCAGGGGUGGCAGGGGCGGCAAUGCUGGCAGGGGUGGCAAUGAGUGGUGGUGUGUGGGGCGCGAGUGAGGGAGAAGAGGGAGUGACAGAUGAAGUGAAUGUGGAGAGGGACGGCGAGGAGACACGGAUAGAUGAGGAGGAGGCCGAGGGGGAGGAAGAGAAGAUGGAUGAUGAAGUGAAAGAUGAAGAGGAAGUGGGAGAGACUGUGAAAGAUGAAGAGGAAGAGGGAGAGGAAGUGGGAGAGACUGUGAAAGAUGAAGAGGAAGAGGGAGAGGAAGUGGGAGAGACUGUGAAAGCGGAAGAGGAGGAGCGGUGGGUAGGGACAUUGGCAGUGGAAGCAAGUGAGGAGGAAGGGGAGGCGAAAGCGGAAGGCAGAGAGGAUGGCACAGCAGCAGAAACAAUCAGGGCCGUUUCGGCAUCCACAGACGAGCAUGGCGUGACACACGAGGAGUGGGCGAGGGGGAAGAGUGGAGAGACAGAGGAGGCGCAAGUGGGGCCGGAGAAGGUAGAGAGAGUGGGGGAGGCAGUAGGGCACGCAAUAGGGGACGCAAUAGGGGAAGCAGUGGGGGAAGCAGUGGGGAGGAAUGGAGAGGAGGAGUUGGUAGCGCUUGGGUUGGUCAGUAGCAUUGAGGAUGGGGCGACAGUGGCUGUGAUAGAGGGUGGUGAAGGGUUGAUGGCGGAUAGAGAUGAUAUCCUGACAGGAGUGCAGGGAGCACCCGUGGAGGGGAGUGGUGACACGGGUGCGAGUGGGAAUGAGAGUGAGGGCACGGAGGAGAGUGGGAGUGAGAGAGAGAGAGAGGCGGCAGGUAAGGGGGAAGAGGCGGGCGCAGGUUCGGUGGACGGUAGUGGCAGUGAGGGCGGGGAUUCACGGCAUGACUGUGAUCUGGGGGAGGCGGAGUGCAGAAAUGGGGAGGGAGGAGUACGGGGGGAGGCAGGGGGAGAGGGAGAGGAAGGCGAUGAGCUUGUGAUGGGGAGAUUAGAGGUGGAGGCGAGGGGAGAGGUGGAGGAGAGAGAAGGGGAGGUGAAGGGGAGAGGGGAGGUGGACGAGGGUGCAGGAGUGGUAACGGAGGCAGGAGAGGGGGAGGAGGGAGAAGACGAGGUAAAAGGGGGAGGAGGAGUGGAGAGAGAAGAGGAUGUAAAAGGGAAGGGAGAGGUGCAGCGAGAAGAGGAGGUGGAGAAAAGUGAAGGAGAGGAGCAGGGGAAAAGAGAGGUGGAGGAGGGCGCAGGAGACGUUAUAGGGAAAAUGGAGUUGAAGGAGGGAGAAUGGGAGGUGGGAGUGGUGGGAGAGAGCGAGGGAAAGGUAAGAGUGGAAGGAGAAAUAGAGAGGAUUGAAGAAGUGAUGGUGGAGCACGAUGAGAUGAUGGGGGGUGAGGACGUAAUGGGUGAGGUGCAAGAGACGAGGGAAGAAGCACACGAGAUGAAAGAGGAAGCACAAGAAGCAAAGGAGGAGGCACAAGAGACAAAGGAGGAAGGACAAGAGACUAAGGCGGAGGCACAAGAGACGAUGGAGGAAGCACAAGAGACAAGGGAGGAGGCACAAGAGGCAAGGGAAGAGGCACAAGAGACAAAAGAGGAAGCACAAGUGACGAAGGAGGAGGGAGAAGAGACAAAGGAGGAGGCACAAGAGACAAAGGAGGAGGCACAAGAGACCAAAGAGCAGGCACAAGAGACAAAGGAGGAGGCACAAGAGGCAAAGGAGGAGGCACAAGAGACAAAGGAGGAAGCACAAGAGACAAAAGAGGAGGCACAAGAGACAAAGGAGGAAGCCCAAGAGACAAAAGAGGAGGCACAAGAGACAAAGGAGGAAGCACAAGAGACACAGGAGGAGGCACAAGAGACAAAGGAGGAGGCACAAGAGACAAAGGAGGAGGCACAAGAGACAAAGGAGGAGGCACAAAAGACAAAGGAGGAGGCACAAGAGACACAGGAGGAGGCACAAGAGACAAAGGAGGAGGCACAAGAGACAAAGGAGGAAGCACAAGAGACAAAAGAGGAGGCACAAGAGACGAAGGAGGAGGCACAAGAGACAAAGGAGGAGGCACAAGAGACACAGGAGGAGGCACAAGAGACAAAGGAGGAGGCACAAGUGACACAUGAGGAGGUACAAGAGGCAAAGCAGGAGGCACAAAAGACAAAGGAGGAGGCACGAGAGACACAGGAGGAGGCACAAGAGACAAAGCAGGAGGCACAAAAGGCAAAGGAGGAGGCACGAGAGACAAAGGAGGAGGCACAAGAGACACAUGAGGAGCAAGGAGAGGUUGGACGAAGCAGAGAGGAAGGGAAGCUAGAAGAAGAGGAAGAGAGCAAAGAAGAAAUAGGCACAGAGACAGAACGAGGGGAAGAGGCGAGUGGAAGCGAGAUAGUGGAGAGAGGAGGGAAGGCGUUAGUCGAGACAGAGGAGAGGAAUGGAGCGGAGCCGGAAGGCGAAGGAGAGGAGGAGCGGCGCGGUGGGAAGAGUGAAGGAGAAGAGGUAGAGAAGAUGGUGGUUGGUGGUGAAGGAGUUGGAGACACGGUGGUAAGAGACGUGGAGGACGGUGCCAGUGACCAGAAGUGUGAAAGCACUGAAGUGAGUGAGAGUGGUGGGGUGUUGGUGGUGACAGAAGGGGGGAGACAGGGAGAGGGAGCGGGAGAGGAAGUAGAAGAGGGAGUGGGGGAAGAGGGAGAGGGAGAGGAAGAGGAAUUCACAGCAGCCACAGGGGAAGAGGAGGUGGGUGUGAGUGCAGGCAGCACAGCCGAGCAGGCCACACGAGGCACAGAAGGCACAGACAAGGGCGCAGGCAUUUCAGGGUUCAUGAGUGUCGAUGACAGUGUUGGCGGCACUGGUGGUGGUGGUGGUGUGCUGUCGUUGCAGGCAGGAGAGACGUUGGGGAGAGGCCGUGCUGGUAGAUAUGGUGCCGUGGGGGAGGAUGAGGAGGAAGGAGAUGAAUGGGAAGGCGUGUGGGCCGAUGGCGUGUGGUGUGAGUUGGAUGAAUGGGCAGAGGAGGAGGAAGAGGUGGGUGAUGGUUGUGAUGAUGUUGUUGAUGCAGUGGGUGGUGGUGGUGUGGGUGUGGACGAGUGGAUACUUGCAGGUGCGGCAUGGGGUGAGGGAGGAAGUGGAGACGGAGGAGGGGAAGGAGAGGGAGGAAGGGGAGGAGGAGAGGGGAGGGAAGUGGUGGACGGGGCAGCGUUGCAAGGGCAGGAGGCUGGGAAGGCAGCAGCUGCAGGCUGUGUUGGUGAUGAUGCUGAUGGCGCUGGUGCUGCUGAUGGCACUGGUGACAGUGAGAGGGUGAGCAAGGAGAGGAAGGAGGGGGAUGGGGUGAGAGCGGUAAGUGACAGCGGCACAGGAAUCAGCGGUAAGGUACAGGAGAAGGAGUCUGGUUCUUCUGGUGUCAGUGGUGGGGAGAAGGAAGCAGCAGGGAAGGUAGGGGAGCAGCAGGCAGUGGUGGCAGGGACGGUGGGGGAGCAGCAGGCAGUGGUGGCAGCAGCAGGGGAGGAUGGCAUGGGCGUGGCGUUCAAGGAGACGGGUGAUGGUGCUGUGGAGCUGUGGUGGUGGCAGGUGGACGGUUGGGACAUGGGCGAGGAGAGCGAGGGCGGUCGAGGGUAG